Messenger RNA from Colletotrichum higginsianum IMI 349063, 1200 nucleotides. Its product is annotated as Galactokinase. Gene Ontology annotation, molecular function: ATP binding; galactokinase activity. Bases 1 to 1200 code for a protein of 399 amino acids. Gene Ontology annotation, biological process: carbohydrate phosphorylation; galactose metabolic process. Lineage: Eukaryota; Fungi; Ascomycota; Sordariomycetes; Glomerellales; Glomerellaceae. The transcript is spliced from 2 exons. The record is from RefSeq and is a predicted model, not a curated record. Gene Ontology annotation, cellular component: cytosol; cytoplasm.
AUGGCCGGCCCCGUUCCCACCACGUCCUCGCUCGCCGACAUCUACACCGAAGAUGCCCUCCCCGUCCAGACGAAGCGCUGGUCCUCGCUGCUGUCGCAGUUCGAGGCCGAGUACGGCCACCCCGCCGCCGUCGUCGCCCGCUCCCCGGGCCGCGUGAACAUCAUCGGCGAGCACAUCGACUACUCGCUCUACUCGGUCCUGCCCAUGGCCAUCACCGCCGACGCCAUCCUCGCCUUCUCCGUCACCGACACCCCGGCCGACUCCGACACCUUCACCCUGCGCGUCGCCAACGCCCAGUCCGACAAGUACCCGGCGCGCACCUUCGAGGUGCCCAUCGCCGGCGACGUGCCCAUCGACGCCAAGGUCCACGAGUGGUCCAACUACUUCAAGAGCGGCCUGCGCGGCGCCCUCGGCCUGCUGCGCCGCAAGCACGGCGCCGCCUUCCGGCCCAAGGGCAUGGAGAUCCUCAUGGACGGCAACGUCCCCGUCGGUGGCGGCCUCAGCUCCAGCGCCGCCUUCGUGAGCGCCUCCGCCCUGGCCGUCAUGCUGGCCAACGGCGAGCAGACGGUCGACAAGACCGAGCUGACGGAGCUGGCCAUUCUCCGCGAGCUCAUCGCCGUCACCAAGGACACCCUCACCAACCCCGAGGGCUACACCCGCGAGGAGAUCGCCGGCGUCCUCGGCGUCUCGCCCGCCGAGCUCGAGCAGAUCUUCAUGUCCAAGCUCUCGGUGCGCGCCGACCGCUUCAAGCUGCGCCAGCGCGCCCUGCACGUCUUCGAGGAGGCCCUGCGCGUGCUGCAGUUCAUGAAGGUCCUCGAGCAGGAGGCCCCGGCCCCGGCCUCGGCCUCGGGCGCCGCCGCCGCCGACACGACCGCCUACAACCAGCGCCUCGGCGCCGUGCUCAACGCCACCCAGGACUCGUGCCGCGACCUGUACGAGUGCAGCGCCCCCGAGAUCGACGAGCUGUGCCGCAUCGCCCGCGACAACGGCUCCUACGGCAGCCGGCUCACCGGCGCCGGCUGGGGCGGCUGCACCGUCCACAUGGUGCCCGCCGACAAGGUCGCCGCCGUCACGGAGGCCUGGGAGAGGGAGUACUACUCCAAGCGCGAGCUCACCGCGGAGCAGAGGGAGGGCGCCGUCGUCGUGAGCCGGCCGGGCAGCGGCAGCGCGGCCUACCUGCUCAAGGACGGCGGUCUGUAA